CAAGCAACGCUUGAGGGUCAUGUUUUCGGAGGCCGAUAAAGGCAUUGCCCCAUUAGUCGCGCCCUUUGCAGUGGUGUUUGUGCCUUGGGUUUCGUCGCAUACGUGAAUCUCAAGGACAUGUGCGCUAAAUACCCGCCCCGGCCGGCCAAAUAAAUUCCAUUCUGUCCAUGACCCAACCAAGUACUCCUGACUAGGGACCACAACCACUGGGGGACAUCGGAACAGAGGGAUAUCAACAUACACACACACGCACACGCAUAUACAUAAUCGCUUCAGGAUCGGACCGACAUCUGUAUCCCUCUGGAAUAGUAAUACAUACCCCACACCAUGUCAUCCAACGCCAACGGCCAACAGGGACUCAUCAAAGGAAUCCUCAAAAGGCCCGCAUCCAUCUCACCCUCUGCCUCGUCCCCCACCCACCCCGACGCCUCUCCUUCGCGCCCUCUCCAGAACCUCCAGCUCGACACCGCCGACGUCAUGUCUGCUCAAUUGCCCUCGACCGCGCGAUCCAACGGGAAAUCUCCAGCACCCCCCAUGCUGCGGAAGCACUCGUCACCUAUGAUGCCGCCCUUCAUGGUCUCGGCCCCGGGCAAAGUCAUAGUCUACGGUGAGCACGCUGUCGUGCACGGCAAGCCUGCCAUCGCCGCCGCCAUCUCACUUCGCUCCUACUUGCACGUAUCCUUCCUCUCCAAAUCACACCGCACCGUUACUAUGCGCUUCCCGGACAUAGAGUUGGAGCACACCUGGGAACUUGACAAACUACCCUGGGACGCCUUUGCUGCCCCCGGGAAGAAGAAGUUUUACUACGACUCGGUCACAUCGCUGGAUCCAGACCUCCAGGCUGCUCUGGAGCCUUCCAUCCAACUGGUUUCCCCCAAUGCCCCCGAAUCAAUACGCAAGAUACACCAUUCGACUGCCUGCUGUUUUCUAUACCUCUUCUGCUCUCUGGCCUCGCGGAAAACACCCCCUUGUGUUUAUACGCUUCGCUCCACCAUCCCUCUACGAGCGGGCCUCGGAAGCAGCGCCAGUAUCUCCGUAUGCAUCAGUGCUGCUUUGCUACUUCAGAUUCGAGCUUUGAGCGGUCCACACCAGGAUCAACCACCACAAGAAUGCGAACUUCAGAUCGAACGCAUCAAUCGCUGGGCAUUUGUCGGCGAGAUGUGCAUACAUGGGAACCCCUCAGGUAUCGACAACACGGUUGCAGCAGGGGGCAAGGCAGUUCUGUACCAAAGGCAAGGCCCAGAAAAGCCUCCACGCAUCGUUCCGAUCCACAGUUUCCCCGAACUCCCUCUCCUCCUCGUCAACACACGCCAAUCGCGCAGCACCGCCGUCGAGGUAGCCAAAGUCGCAACACUAAGAGAGAACCAUCCCGCUCUUACCGAAAACAUACUCGAUUCCAUAGGCCUCGUUACUGAAUCCGCAUAUAAGCUCCUCACAUCCCCAGACUUUGACCCUUCUUCGCUUGCGGCCCUCAAACACCUUGGAGAUCUGGUGACUAUAAAUCACGGCCUGCUCGUAUCGCUGGGCGUAUCGCAUCCAAAACUCGAACGAAUCCGCGAGCUCAUCGAUCACACGGGCAUCGGGUGGACCAAACUCACAGGCGCGGGCGGCGGUGGCUGCGCCAUUACCAUCAUCAAACCUCGACCCACCUCAGCCGCCAACGGCAACGGUGUACACCACGAACACUCCUCAUCCUCCGAAGCUUCUGAUUCCGACUCCGACUCUCCAGCUACAGCCGCUGCAUCGGUCAUAUCUUCGGGCACGAAGCUCAAGCACAGAAUCCUCGACAAUCUAGAAGUAAAACUCGGUAACGAGGGCUUCGACAAGUUCGAAACCACGUUGGCGGGCGAUGGUGUCGGAGUCUUGUGGCCGGCCGUGCUGCACAACGUCAACGAGGAAGAAGGCGGCGAAGAAAUCGACCAGGAGAAGUUUCUAAGGGCUGAGGGCACAGAAGGUAUUGAGCGGCUUGUGGGAGUGGCGAGUGCGCGAGCGAGAAAGGUCGAUGCGCUGAGGGACGUACGCGAAGGGUGGAAGUUUUGGAGGCCGUGGGAGACGGAAGCGGAUGACGAAGAUUGA
Messenger RNA from Periconia digitata, 2076 nucleotides. Lineage: Eukaryota; Fungi; Ascomycota; Dothideomycetes; Pleosporales; Periconiaceae. The record is from the annotation of a GenBank genome assembly.